This is a messenger RNA of Acaromyces ingoldii, 1358 nucleotides long. RefSeq lists its product as hypothetical. The coding region runs from base 20 to 1300 and encodes 426 amino acids. The transcript is spliced from 4 exons. The record is from RefSeq and is a predicted model, not a curated record. NCBI's taxonomy places the organism in Eukaryota, Fungi, Basidiomycota, Exobasidiomycetes, Exobasidiales, Cryptobasidiaceae. Gene Ontology annotation, cellular component: SNARE complex; endoplasmic reticulum. Gene Ontology annotation, biological process: retrograde vesicle-mediated transport, Golgi to endoplasmic reticulum.
CACUUCCUCCCCACUGACGAUGGCUGAGGACGCAGCAGAGAAGGUUGGCGCCUCGUCUCAUUCCCAGCCUGGGACGGGCGCGAGGGCUCUUCAAGGUACAAGUCACACAUCUGCGUUUCGAGAGCUCGUGGAACAAUACGAUUCUUCUUCGGCCAACCGACGGAAAUGGCAGAAGAGUCGGGACGACGCUCUGGGUCCGAUAGUCGACCGCCAAGUUGUCCGCCUCUUACGAAAGAAGCAGCAAGCCGGUGAAGUGCUCAGUACAAAAGAAAAGGACGCACUCAGGCUGAGGACGGCCGAUGAAGAGUGGUUCAGUGAGGCUGAUCGGGUGCACAAACACAUUGUCUCGCUCGACGCAUUUCUCAGAGGCAUCAGAAAGCCAUACCUGUCCUCAAGCUCAGCUCUGGGUGGCGCACGCAAGGAGUCCAAUCAAACCAAGGGCGCCUCGUCGCUCGAGUCUUGGAAAGGUGUCGAUCGUCUGAGCGACAAGGAGCGAGAUGAGAUCGAGUUUCAGGUCAGAGUCGUCAUCAAGCGCUCCCUGGCCAGAAUCAAAGAGCUUGAGGCCGGCGAGGAAGUGCGCAAGAGAACGACGCCGUUGAUGUCUGCGAAUCCAUUUUCACGACUGCUGGGCGCGGCAACGGGCUCGGACUUCCCCGGGCGAGCACAUCCCCUCUAUGCUGAGCAGCUUACACAGCACCGCGCCGCCAUAACUGCCUUCCUGUCCACCGAAUUGACCAAGGCAAGUGCUCGUCUCCGCGAUAUGCAAGAGGCCCGUCUGCGCGCAAGACAGGCUCGAUCCAUCAACCUAGCUGGAAGCGCGGGCGCAAAAGGAGGCGCCGCAUCGGCAUCGUCUGGUUCGACAGCUACAAACACCGUCGUGGCGGGGAGCAAGGGCGCAAUGUCGCGUGCGGCCUACGAUGGCCUCUCUGCAGACGAAAUCAACGGCCGAUCGAACAGCGACAUCAUGACGAAGCUGACUGCGGAGCAGGUCCAGCAAUUUGACUCAGAGUCAUCUGCUCUCGUCAAGUCUCUAUCGGAGGAUCUUGCAGCUGUUGAAGCAGCUGAGCGGAAGCUCAAUGACAUCUCCGAGCUUCAGACUCAACUCAUUCAGCACCUAGGCUCGCAGGCAGAGAUGGCAGAUCACUUGCACCAGGAGGCCGUCGGCCAUGCUCUCGAGGUCGGUCGCGGCAACGAACAGCUGCAACGGGCCAAAGAGAACAAUCGGCAGGCCUCGCGAUUCUUGUGCAUGUUUCUCGUUGGGAGCGGCCUGGGCCUCCUCUUCCUCCACUGGGUGGACUGAUUCUGUCUCUGUCCCUCUCUUGUCUCUCUCUACAAUGUACAAUGUAAUCAAAUUUGAC